AUGGACGCCUCGACGUUCUAUGGCGGAACGAAUAUCCAGAAUCACGCAGCUGCGAGAAGGAAAUUGGAUGAUGAGACGGCUGAAGAGCUGCUGGAAAAAAUUGCAAAUGGAGAUAUUUCGGACGGGGAUUUUUCUGAUGAUGAAUCCGCCGAAGCUGACCUGGAAAGCACAGACGCUAAUGCCGGGAGCAGCGAAUUAACGAGCACUUCAGGAACUCCAGGAAGCUCGCAGGCUGUCCAUGUGCAGCCGAAAGACCGCAUCGCAUCAAAGAAGUUUUCUGUGAAAUGGGAAGCGAAAGAAUUUUCUCCCACUGACACUGCUUGUUGCUAUCGACUGCAAGGAGGCUCAGUGCCGCAGGAGCCACUGGUGUAUUUUAGCCGGUAUUUUUCACCUCAGAUCUUUCGAGAUUUUGCUAAAUUUACAAGCAUGUAUGCGCUUCAGAGAGAUGGCACUGAACUUGGAACCACCGAAGAAGAAAUCAAGGUUUUCUUUGGAAUGCUCAUGCUCAUGGGGGUUUUGAAAUUCCCAAGAGUGCGGAUGUACUGGACUACUGCCACAAGAAUUCCGGCAAUUGCUGAGGCAAUGAGUGCGAAAAGGUACUUCAAGGUCAGAGCCGCCUUACGCAUUUCGGAGUCUAAUGCUCCGCGAGAUCCAAACAGCCAGGACAAGUUUUGGAAGGUUCGUCCGGUCAUUGAAGCAGUCAGGCAGCGAUGCUUGCUGCUGCAGCCUCUCGAGCAUAACAGCGUGGACGAACAGAUGAUUGCAUUUACGGGUCGCGUUGCAGCGAAGCAGUUCGUCAAGGGAAAACCCAACCCAGAAGGGGUCAAGGUGUUUGUCCGCUGCAGUUCCGACGGCCUCGCACAUGACUAUGAGCUAUACCAAGGCAAAGGCACUGGAGUGAGCGCGCAGCAUUCCCACCUCGGACUUGGUGGCUCCGUUGUGAUGCGACUUGUCCAGACAAUGCCGCAAGGACAAAAUCUAAAGUGCUUUAUGGACAACUACUUCUCAUCAGUGAAGCUUUUUCUUGAACUGAUGGAGAUAGGUAUCUUGGCGAGCGGCACGAUUAGAGCAAACCGCUUGCUUGGAUGCCAGCUGAAGACCGAAAAACAGAUGAAGACAGAAGGCAGAGGAUGCACUGAUCACAAAGUUUCUAAAGAAGGAGACAUCGUGCUGGUCCGUUGGCAAGACAAUGGCGUGGUCAAUAUGGCCUCAACGCAUGUGGGAACCGGAAACACCGGCAAGGUGAAGAGGUGGAGCGAGUCCAGAAAAACGCACAUCGACAUAGACUGCCCUGAUGUAAUUCUUCAGUACAACAAGUACAUGGGAGGAGUCGACAAACUUGACUUCGUGAUGUCGUUCUACCCCAUGCGGACGAAAACGAAGAAAUGGACCGUAAGAGUAAUAUCUCACUUCGCCUCUUUCUCUUUGGCAAACAGUUGGCUAGAGUAUGUAAGAGACGCAGAUAAGGAAAAGCUGCUCAAAAAGAACACUAUGGACAUGCUGGCAUUCCAGACAGAUGUCGCCCAUAGCCUAAUAACAUGCAACAACACGGCCCAAAAGAAGCGCGGUCGGCCAAGCAAUGAAAGUCCCCAGCCGGUGGCAAAGAAGGCUCACAAUGCCGAGCCACUACCCACGAACACAGUUCGGUAUGACGGCUGCUAUCACUGGCCAGAACAUGUCAGCAUGCCAUUUGCCCAACGGUGCAGACGAGAAGACUGCAGCUCAAAAAGCCGAAUUCGCUGCAAGAAGUGCGGCAUUUUCCUUUGUUUGUCGGCGCAGAAGAACUGUUUCUUCCUGUUUCAUACGAAUUAGGCUGGCAGAUCUGGGGGUCGAGAUUUCUAGAUGAAACACCCUUCUCUUUUAUU
Molecule: messenger RNA, 1865 nt
Organism: Ixodes scapularis (black-legged tick)
Lineage: Eukaryota; Metazoa; Arthropoda; Arachnida; Ixodida; Ixodidae
Product: piggyBac transposable element-derived protein 3-like
Exons: 3
Coding region: 1-1812 (603 amino acids)
Source: RefSeq, a predicted model, not a curated record